Molecule: messenger RNA, 2544 nt
Organism: Tupaia belangeri chinensis (Chinese tree shrew)
Lineage: Eukaryota; Metazoa; Chordata; Mammalia; Scandentia; Tupaiidae
Gene: ATG9B
Product: autophagy related 9B
Biological process (GO): reticulophagy; protein localization to phagophore assembly site; piecemeal microautophagy of the nucleus
Cellular component (GO): autophagosome; phagophore assembly site
Source: RefSeq, a predicted model, not a curated record
AUGGUGAGCCGAAUGGGUUGGGGGGGGAGUAGGGGGCGGCUGGGGCGGUGGGGAGACCUGGGGCCAGGAUGGCUGCCUCUCCUCCCCAUGCCACUGCCGCCUCCUCCUCCCGUGUGUCGGGGACCUGGGGGAGGGAGGAUCUCCAUCUUCUCUCUGUCCCCUGCCACUCAUAUGAGAAGCACCCCCUCCUCAUUUUUCCCUACUGCUCCAGGGCCCCCUGGCCCACUGCUACAAGGGACAGGGGCUUCUGACCCCCGACACAGUGCCCUCCCCACCCCAGCCAUCCCCCCAACCCAGGCCAGGCCUGUGUUGCCACCCACCUCUGCCUCUCCCCCCUCCUGGGGGUCCCACUCUGCCCCAUCCCUGGCGUCGGUGACUCCCCCUCCCUCACGACGAUGCCCCCAGGACCCUCCUGGGCUGCGGAUAGGCCCUCUGAUCCCUGAGCAGGAUUACGAGCGGCUGGAGGACUGUGAUCCUGAGGGGUCCCAAGACUCGCCGCUCCAGGGAGAAGAGCAGCAGCCUCUGCUCCACGUACCUGAAGGGCUCCGGGGCUCGUGGCAUCACAUCCAGAACCUGGACAGCUUCUUCACCAAAGUCUACAGCUACCACCAGAGGAAUGGCUUUACCUGCAUCUUGCUGGAGGACGCCUUCCAGCUGGGACAAUUCAUUUUCAUCGUCAUCUUCACAACCUUCCUGCUCUGCUGCGUGGAUUACGACGUUCUCUUUGCUAACCAGCCAAAUAACCGCACAAGACCGCGGCCGCUCCACAGCAAAGUGACCCUGUCCGACGCCAUCCUUCCUUCGGCCCAGUGUGCCCAGAGGAUCCACUCCAGCCCCCUGCUGGUCUUCCUCUUGGUCCUGGCUACUGGCUUCUGGCUGUUCCAGUUGCUUCGCUCCGUCUGCAGCCUCUUCAGCUACUGGGACAUCCAGGUGUUUUACAGGGAGGCCCUGCACAUCCCCCCGGAGGAGCUAAGCUCGGUGCCCUGGGCGGAGGUGCAGUCGCGCCUCCUGGCGCUGCAGCAGAGCGGCGGGCUGUGUGUGCAGCCGCGGCCGCUGACCGAGCUGGAUGUCCACCACCGUAUCCUGCGCUACACCAAUUACCGGGCCAACAAGGGCGUGCUGCCGGCCCGCUGCCCGCUGCCCUGGGGAGGCAGUGCGGCCUUGCUCAGCCGCGGCCUGGCACUCAACGUCGACCUGCUGCUCUUCCGCGGGCCCUUCUCGCUUUUCCGCGGGGGCUGGGAGCUGCCUGAUGCCUACAAGCGCAGCGACCAGCGGGGCGCCCUGGCUGCGCGCUGGGGGCGCACGGUGCUGCUGCUGGCCGCAGUUAACCUGGCGCUGAGUCCGCUGGUGCUGGCCUGGCAGGUCGUCUUCUUCGCUGGCGCGCUCUUCGCCGCGCUGCUCGUGCUCACCGUCUACGACGAGGACGUGCUAGCGGUGGAGCACGUGCUCACCGCCAUGACUGCGCUCGGGGUUACGGCCACCGUGGCCAGGUCUUUCAUUCCCGAGGAGCAGUGCCAGGCUCGUGCUCCGCAGCUCCUGCUGCAGGCGGCCCUGGCCCACAUGCACUACCUCCCGGAGGAGCCCGGCCCUGGCGGCAGGGCCAGCGCUUACCGGCAGAUGGCGCAGCUGUUGCAAUACCGAGCGGUCUCCCUCCUGGAGGAGCUCCUGUCCCCCCUCCUCACCCCGCUGUUUCUGCUCUUCUGGUUCCGCCCUCGAGCCCUGGAGAUUAUUGACUUUUUUCAUCAUUUCACUGUGGAUGUGGCUGGGGUUGGGGACAUCUGUUCCUUUGCCCUCAUGGAUGUGAAACGCCAUGGCCACCCUCAGUGGCUUUCAGCGGGACAGACAGAGGCCUCGCUGGCUCAGCGCGCAGAAGAUGGCAAGACUGAGCUCUCCUUGAUGCGGUUCUCGCUGGCGCAUCCACAAUGGCAGCCCCCGGGGCACAGCUCUAAGUUCCUCGGGCACCUUCGGGGCCGGGUUCAACAAGAUGCAGCCGCCUGGGGCGCCACCUCGGCUCGCAGCCCCCCCACCCCUGGGGUGCUCAGCGACUCCACCUCACCCCUGCCCGAGACCUUCUUGGCCAAUCUCUUGGUGCACCCCCUCCUGCCCCCAAGGGACCUGAGCCCUACAACCCCCUGCCCAGCUGCUGCCACUGCCAGCCUCCUUGCCUCCAUCUCACGAAUUGCUCAGGACCCCAGCUGUGCGUCCCCAGGAAGCACUGGGUCCCAGAAGCUGGCCCAGCUCCCAGAGCUUGCUUCUGCUGAGAUGAGCCUGCAUGCCAUCUACCUGCACCAGCUUCAUCAGCAACAGCAGCAGGAACUGUGGGGGGAGGCGUCAGCUUCUUCCCUGUCCAGGCCCUGGUCCAGCCCCUCGCAGCCGCCCUCGCCUGAUGAGGAGAAGCCGUCCUGGUCCAGUGAUGGCUCCAGCCCUGCCUCCAGUCCCAGGCAGCAGUGGGGAACCCAGAGGACCCGGAAUCUGUUCCCUGGAGGCUUUCAGGAAACCACCGAUGGCCAGAAGGAGCCCGGCCCGGCUGGUAGCACUGACUGA